UGGGACUGCCUCGUGCCUCCAGAUGGACUUCCAGAUCUGUCGCAUCUGGCCAUUCCAUUUGACACCAUCGAGGAGGCAGACAAGUACUUCCAGAAACCCGGGAACAUGAUGAUCUACGUGUCGAGGAAUCCGAAAGACUCUUGGGUAUCGUACUACCAUCUGAGUCGCAGUUUCCAGAAUUUCACAGGAACGAUGGAUGACUUUAUGGAACAACACAUCCAAGAAAUCGGCAUGUGGGGUCCGCAUUGGAAACAUGUUCGGGAACACUUGGAAAUGAGGAAUGAGCCAAAUGUCUGCUUCCUCACUUUCGAAUCCCUGAAAAAGCCGAAGAAGCGUGGUACGCUCAUCGUGUUGAUGACAACGAAUCCCUACCGACAGAACACGAUCGAGGAGAUCAAGAAAAUAGCCCUGUUCCUGGGGAAGGACCUGACUCAGGAACAGGUGAAGGCCGUGAAGGAAGAGGCUUCGAUCGAGCGUAUGAGGGAAAAGGCGCCCGUGACUGGAGAUUACAGGUGGAAAAACCUGCAUAAUGAAGAUUUGACAAAACCUUUCGUACGUGACGGGAAAGUUGGCGGCUGGCGGAAUGAACUCACCCAGGAACAAAUAGAAAAGAUCGACAAAUACAUCAAGGACUACUUCCAAGAUAUCGGACUGUUCGAAACCCACUCAUGA
Molecule: messenger RNA, 672 nt
Organism: Darwinula stevensoni
Lineage: Eukaryota; Metazoa; Arthropoda; Ostracoda; Podocopida; Darwinulidae
Source: the annotation of a GenBank genome assembly